AUGAGGAGGGUGCUCCUCUUUCUCCUGGCCCUCAUCACAAUCUGGACUAUGCACGCCCUGGAGGAUAAAUGCAACGGGUUUUGCGGACGGCGCCCCUUGGCACCCAGCCACUCCCUUCCCGUGGUGGGAGGCAUCGACACCCUGCCAGGGACCUGGCCCUGGAUGGUCAGCAUCCGGACCCCGUUCAAGUCUGGGUACCAGCACACGUGCGGAGGGUCACUCAUUGGUGCCAGAUGGAUCCUCACGGCUGCCCACUGCUUCAAAGAUACAAGGUAUCUAACAAAUUGGGAACUGGUGUUUGGUACGAGUAAACUGUCCCAUCCAGGCCCUGAUGCAGAGGUUCGCUUCCCCAAGAGGGUGGUGCAGCACGAGAACUACCAGCCACGCCAGCAAAUCAAUGACAUUGCCCUGGUGGAGUUGGAUGACCCCGUCAAGUGCAAUGACUACAUCCAGCCCGCCUGCUUGCCAGACAGCUCGGUGGACGUCUCCACCAUGGUCCAUUGCUACAUUGCUGGGUGGGGCUAUACGCGGGAGAAAGCCAGGGCUCCAUCAGAUGUCCUGAAGGAGGCCAAGGUGGAUCUCAUAUCCUCAGAGAAGUGCAACAGCAGCAACUGGUAUUAUGGAAGCAUCUCCACCAAUAACCUGUGUGCUGGAUUUGAGGGAGGAGGCAUUGACACCUGCCAGGGUGACAGUGGAGGACCUCUUAUGUGUAGGGAAAACCGGUCUGAGCGCUACUGGAUUGUGGGAGUGACUGGCUGGGGACUGGGCUGUGCCAGGGCCCAGAAGCCCGGGGUCUACACUUCUACCCAGAACUUCUAUGACUGGAUCCAAGGCUACACAAAAGAAGAGCUCCAUCAGAAGGCCAUCCCUCUGCCACUGACGCAGCCAGGGCUCUUGAACGGUCGGGCACAGGGCGCUGACAUCAGCUUUGGGGGUUGUAUCCAAGUAUCUCAGAGGUGGAAGGUGCAGGAUACUUCCCAGUAA
Python bivittatus (Burmese python) is the source of this 984-nucleotide messenger RNA. The record is from RefSeq and is a predicted model, not a curated record. NCBI's taxonomy places the organism in Eukaryota, Metazoa, Chordata, Lepidosauria, Squamata, Pythonidae.